UCAAAGCAAAGCGGCAAGAAAAUAUCAGAAGCGUGUUUUAUCUACCGGCUCCUAAAAUUCGCAACAUGAUCGACGCAACUUUGGUAGGCAGUAUUUCUGCUGCAAUUGUGUCGUUUGUGGUAGGAUAUACACUAGCAAAGUUGCCACCAGGUGGCAAACCUUCUUCGCAAAAAGACGAGUCCAACAAUCAAUCAGCAUCCCAUCGGAGUGCGGAAAAGGUUUACGCCGAUAUCGGCGGCGAGUACAAGAUGGUGCUGGUUGUGCGGAACGACCUAAAGAUGGGCAAAGGAAAGAUUGCGGCCCAGUGCGGACAUGCGGCGGUCGGUGCUUUCGAGAGUGCGGUCAAGAAGACGCCAGCUGCGGUCAACAAAUGGCAGCACAGUGGGCAGGCCAAAAUUGCCCUCAAGGUGGACAGUGAGCAAGCGAUGAUGGAAAUCUAUCGUACAGCCAAACACAACAAUCUGAACUGUUGUUUGAUACGGGAUGCUGGUCGUACACAAAUCGAACCUAAUACCAAGACCGUACUGGCGAUCGGUCCGGCACCCAACUUGGCUGUGGAUAGCAUAACGGGUCACCUAAAGCUGCUCUGAUCGAGAUACAAUGCAUGUUUGCAUUUUACUUUCUGCAGGGUUCCUUAAGAAGGACUUCAAACAAUAUCUUCAGCGAAUUUCUCUUUAGAAUUGAGGCAGGGAAAUUUAGUUUCGCCAAUUCGCAGGUCAUCGUAGGUCAUAUUAACAUUAUUUAAAUAAAAAUAAGCGUUAAUUUACCAGACAUAUUGCUCGUCGAAAUCUAAAAUUAUAUUAUGCCCCCGACCCGAAUAAUCAGAAGA
This is a messenger RNA of Anopheles coustani, 829 nucleotides long. RefSeq names its product probable peptidyl-tRNA hydrolase 2. Gene Ontology annotation, molecular function: peptidyl-tRNA hydrolase activity. Bases 66 to 590 code for a protein of 174 amino acids. The record is from RefSeq and is a predicted model, not a curated record. The transcript is spliced from 2 exons. Lineage: Eukaryota; Metazoa; Arthropoda; Insecta; Diptera; Culicidae. Gene Ontology annotation, cellular component: mitochondrion; cytosol.